AUGAUUGCUUCGAUGGAGGUGCUGGUGGAGAACAGAAGGGCCUGUUCCAUCUCUGACCAUAACCCAUACUUCUUUUCCCGCCCGGGCGCAGACACCCACAUCAGGGGAUCAGACUCCCUACGCCAGGUAGCCAAAGAAUGUGGUGCGGUGCAUCCAGAGAUGCUAUCCUCAACCAAACUUAGAAAGCACAUAGCUACUAUGUCUACAGUUCUCAAUAUGAAAGAGAAUGAGAUGGACAUACUUGCCAACUUCCUCGGCCAUGACAUUCGCAUCCACAGGCAAUAUUACAGACUACCAGAGGGGACACUGGAGCUGGCCAAAAUCAGCAAAGUGUUGAUGGCCAUGGAGCAGGGAAGAGUGACGGAAUUCGAAGGAAAGAGCCUCGACCAGAUACAAAUUGAGCCUGAAGGGAGAGCAGUAGAGAUCCUCUCACAAACGGACGGGCUAAAAGAAACUUCAAGCGGAGAACCUUCAACCAUUCAUCCAGAUGCACCCCAUGGUAGUGGCAGUGCCCCUUCUGAACGUGUAAGAAAGCCAUGGUCUGCAUCUGAGGUGAAGGCUGUGGAGAAGACCAUGACACCUUUCAUACAGACUGGAAAGAGUGAGAAAUUACGUUUUAAGAAGAACGAGGAAAUGAACGUGUGUCGUGACGUGUUUGCUGUGGAUCCAUCACGUUCUGGGUUUGGAAGCAGCCAGUGA
Molecule: messenger RNA, 699 nt
Organism: Knipowitschia caucasica
Lineage: Eukaryota; Metazoa; Chordata; Actinopteri; Gobiiformes; Gobiidae
Source: the annotation of a GenBank genome assembly